AUGACAGCCUCUAUGUGGUCGAAUCAAGAAGAGAUCGAUGCCUUUUGGCGUGCAUCGGUUUGUGAUAAUCCAUCGGGGGAUAGCGUUUUGCAUCUUGCUGUUCGCAAAGAAGACACGGAACUUGCUAGGCACCUUCUUGAUGCUGGAUACCCAGUGGACUCAGUCAACGACGAUGGAAAAACGCCACUUCAUCUUGCAGCGGAGCUCGGACUUGUCAGCGUCAGUAGUCUGAUGUUACUACACGGUGCCGAUAUCUUUGCGCACAGCAGUCCCUCGAACGACGAAGAUCAAGGAGUUAACAGAGACUCCACGUCCAAUGAUGGCUAUAACAGCUCAUCGAGCCCACUCGAGGUUGCCAUGGAUCAAGAUACGGACGAGCUUCCAAUAUUAUUCAUCAAGCAUGCGCUAUCAGCUCGUUUCGAUCCAUCACAGGAGUAUACUCUACUCCAGGCUAUGGCAAAGGCAUUCAUCUCUGAGAAGCAGGACGUACUUGAAGCAUUCCGUCACUCAGGUUGGGAUAUCGAUCGAAAUCACUCGAGUUACCAACGACCAUUUCUUCACUACGUUUGUGAGGAGGCCGAACAAGUUGACUCUGUCAAGAGACUGAUUGAUUCGGGAGCUGACGUGACGAAAUUGGACAUGGCCGGCUGUAGUGCAUUACAGAUUGCAUCACAAAUAGGAAGAUGUCUCAACGGGAGUGUUGUCAAACAUCUCAUCGAUACUGGCGCCAAGAUUAAUACCAAGGACAGAUACUGGCGUGCAACACCAUUGAUUGCAGCCGUUCAAGGCAAAAGGCUUGCUAACGCCCGUGCACUUCUCGAGGCUGGUUCCGAUCCCAAUGCGGCGGUAAAACGCGGCGACAUAUGCAGGACUGUUCUACACUUGGCCGCUCAAGAUGGUAUUCCCCAGAUGGUAAAAUUGCUACUGGACUUUGGAGCGAAUCCGAAUGUACUUGAUGAGUUGAACGGCUCACCAGCUCGAUGGGCUAUACGCAAUAAUCACAUAGAGGCCGUGAGAAUACUUUUGGAGGGAAAGCUGGACCCGAAUUUCGACAAAGGCCAUUCAAUGCAAAUGGCGAUAGAAAUGCAACGCCUAGAGAUAGUUGAGUUGUUUAUCAAACAUGGAGCAACAGUGGAGGCCACAAUGAUACAUGUGGCCCGGUCAUCUAAUAAGGACAGCAGCAUGCGUCUGUUGGAGAUGUGCAUCCAAAACCUGGCACUCAGCGAUGAAGAUAUUAGCAACAGGGAUGGUGCCGAUCAGAAUGUCAAAGUCGAACUCCACCUCGGCAAGUUCGAUAUUCCCAGCAUGAUGAGAGCUGAUAUGUCAGAUGACUACAGACUGUGCGCUCUUCUUAUCGAACACGACCACGGAGAGAAUCUAGCGAUCCUACACGAUUUUGCUAGAGGUCUCUUGAUCUGCAUCUGCGCUGAACGCGGCUUUAAUAAAGCAGUGACACGACUACUGGAACUGGGUCACAUCAACAAGACAAUUCGGAGCUACAGAGUCAAACCAUUUGGAUGGACGGCGUUGCAUUUGGCUGCUUACAACGGCAACAUGACACUUGUCAACAAUCUCAGCUCUAACGGCUGGGACCUCGCUGAUGAAGAUGACCUCGGUCGAACAGCGAUUCACCUCGCUGCAUAUCAUGGAUCGUUUGAACUGGUGCAAAGGCUGUUAGCCCUCUAUUCCAACGCUGAGCAUCGAGAUAAAGAUGGCCAGACACCUUUGCACUAUGCAGUAUCAAGUGAUAGCCAAGUAGACAUUCGUGUACUAGAGUGUCUAGUAGCUGGAUGCGACGUGUCAAAGGCGAAUGUCUCUGGUCAUACAGCGCUACACAGAGCAACUCUGUUCAAUUUGAUUGACGCCGUCACUUGGCUAUUGGAGAAGGGUAGUAAUGUGUCCGCAAAAGAUGCGUUCUCGAACACGCCACUUCACAUUGCUGCCUCGUUCAACGGUGUCCCAGUGAUCGAGAGGUUGCUUUCCUAUGGCGCACAGCUGAACACUCCUGCGAUAGAUGGACGGACACCCUUGCAUUGCGCAAGCCAAGCUGGCGCUGACAAUGCUGUAAUUGCUCUACUCGAUGCCGGCGCAGAUCCGAACAAGAUAGAUAGUCGCGGUCACACAGUUCUGGCAACGGCUAUAUACUGGGGGAAGUGCAAACCAAGUAUCAUCGACACCCUUCUUGAGCGUACAGAGAUAGACUGGAAUGCUCCACGAGCCCGCCAUUUGGUCUUCAUCGCAUCAUUAGCAGUCAAAUCUCCAAACCGUGCUUCAGUGCUUGAAAAUGUCAUUCAGGCUCUACAUACAAGCUUGGGGGAGAAGAAAGCGUCUCGCAUUAUCAAACGGCUGAUGCCCGAGAUGGUGCCCGAGAUACUCGUCAGUGCAGACGGCUCGGAUCGCGGAUCUCCAGCGGAUAUAAUCCCAUCAUUACUCGACUUUCUGCCUGAAAAUAAGGAAACACGACAUCUUCUUCUUUUCCACAUGCUUGUAGCCAUCAUCAAACACGGUGGAGAUGACGAUGGAGAUUUGACCCGCCGUCUUCUACACCUCGAUGACAGCAAUGUCUCGCAGAUGAUACCGGAGAACUGGGGCUUUCAGGGUCUAUGUUGUCGGUAUGGUAGACUUAAACAGCUACGUGUGUUUUUGGGACGAGGAUUGAAUCCACGGGGUAAAUCCAUGGUCGAUGGAGUCAUGUGCACGACUGGGGACAUUGUAAGACAGUUUUCGCCCAACAUGUCAACAUCGUUCCAAUGUCUAGCUGAUGGGUUGGAUUUGUUAAGGGAUAUCUGCCUGAAGGAUCCAUCAAUAAUUCCAAUGUUGAGAAGGAUAUAUCCUCUUUCAGGACUUGAGUAG
Messenger RNA from Fusarium graminearum PH-1, 2853 nucleotides. RefSeq lists its product as uncharacterized. Gene Ontology annotation, molecular function: protein binding; aspartic-type endopeptidase activity. Gene Ontology annotation, biological process: proteolysis. The record is from RefSeq and is a predicted model, not a curated record. The transcript has 2 exons. The coding region runs from base 1 to 2853 and encodes 950 amino acids. NCBI's taxonomy places the organism in Eukaryota, Fungi, Ascomycota, Sordariomycetes, Hypocreales, Nectriaceae.